GAAUGUUGGAACCGGGUGUUAUAAAGAUGUUGCUACCAUAGGCUCUGUUAGUCAUUUCAACUUUACCAACCUACCUCCCAGACUACUUUGUCUUCUAGUGAACUAUUGCUCUUUGUCUCUUGUCUUUUAUUAAUGAGUGCUUAUGAACUUCGGAAACAAGCUUAAACAUUUCCCUCAUCAUGAUAAAAUAGGUCCAUGUUUUACUCGUCCUGCAUAUCGUGAUGGCAGACGAAAAACAGCUGUAAAGGUUUUUACUGUAGCUGAUGAAUCUUACUAUCUGUUGAUAUUUGGAGUGCCAUCAUUGGGUUUAGAACAACCUUUAAAGGAGAGAUUUAAACAAUAUGGAAAUGUUGAAAGUUUGGUGAAAAUUGUUGAUUAUCCAGAUAAGGAAAUUUUCACAGAUGUUUUUCUGGUCAAAUAUAACAAUCUUCGAUCUGCAAGAUUUGCCAAGCGUUCAGCAGAUGAUUCUUCUUUCUAUGGAGGUUCAUUACAUGUGUGUUAUGCUCCUGAAUUUGAAACAGUAGCUGAUUGUCGCUUAAAGUUAUAUGAAUGCAGACGUUUGAAUGCAAGAAUAUCUAGGAAAGCGGAACAUGAUUAUGCUGGAAAGUUUUCUAGUAAUUGUUCAGUACCAACUUUGGAAUUAGUUCCUUCAAUUCUUCCUUCAUCAUGCCGGUCGUCUACAUCACUUGAUAUCUACUCAAGCAGUUUACCAACUAGUCAAAAUUUAGCACUUAAACCCUUAUCACAUGACAGCACCACGCAGUCCACUGAAGCUGUCACUUAUCCAUCUUGUGAUGCUUUAGAUGAUUCUCGCCUAUAUUGGAGAAGGUUCGGUGUUACACUUUUCGAUGAUCUAAAACAGCCAAUUGUCAAUCAGUCUCAAAGUUCUAAUCUCACUUGUUCCACUUAUACUACUACUAGUCAUUUGUCAUUAUCAUCACAACAUUCUGAAUACUGUCGUUUACCUGUUGCACAAAAGCGACCGAUACCUCUUCCUGUUUUACAGGCCUUGAGCUGUCGACCAUACUUAGAAAAUGUAUCACAGUCUACUGAAGCUCCAUCUAGCAAAAAACCUUCAAAUACUGAUAAAGAGUUAAAGCAGUACUCACCUAGUUCAUUUAUACCACGUGUUUUAACUAGAAAAUUUUCUCAGAAAAAGUGUAUAUCAAAGCCUGAAACAUCUUUACAACCUUCAAAAUCACAGACUCCUAUUUCAAUCGGUGAAUUGAAACAGUUGGCCUAUUCCUUAGGUCCUGAACAGGGACCAAGUUUACCACCAAUAGAGCAUACAAAACAGAACUGUGGUCAAUUGAAAAGGAUUAUUUUUCAUCGUUCUGCAUUGAAACAACAUAAAACAAAUCUUCCAGCUUCCGAAGAUAAUUAAUGGGUGAAUUGAAUAAAAAGCUUGAAUCACCACACAACUUUACAAUGGAUACGUGCGCCGAUACAAUGAACUGAUUUAUAUGACCAAUUAAACUUUGUGCAGUUCACCAAUUUUUCCAUUAUAAAUUAAUCAUGACCAU
Molecule: messenger RNA, 1523 nt
Organism: Heterobilharzia americana
Lineage: Eukaryota; Metazoa; Platyhelminthes; Trematoda; Strigeidida; Schistosomatidae
Source: the annotation of a GenBank genome assembly